AUGAUAAGUCAGAAAUAGGAAACCAUUUCAUUUAACAUAGUGAAUUUUCCACUUUCGAAGGAGUUACUCUUGGGGGUAGGAGCUAAGAGUAACUUUAUUUGUGAUAAACUUAACAUUCCCUUACUUUCUCAAAAAUAAUAAGUUGAUAAAAGCUAAAGAGCUAAUUUCAAAUUGUUUACAGAUGUAAACUAAAGUUAUAGGAUGUUGGGAAAGCACCACCACACUCAAAGAUUGAAAAUCUAAACCUCUUUGUGUGUUAAUGACUAAAUGGAAAAUAAAGAAAUAUGGAGAGAUAAAGAUAUGUCAACAAAACGUCGAUUGUCAUAAUAAAACUAAGCACAAAGAAUAUCAUUAGAAGGAUCAACAUCAAAAAUCAAGAAUGUCCUUAAAGACAGAAUGUCCUAUCUACCUUUUGAUUAAAGUUAUUAAUAAGACCUUUAAAUUAAGGAAAAUCGCGAAUAUGAGAACAGAAGAGUUAAAUCAUAGUUUGUUGUUAAAAAAAGUGAUCACAUCAUAAUUCCCAGAAUCAAACUUUUUAAUAAUACUUUAAUAGUAAGAAAUGAAAAAAAUUAAAGUAUCUCAAAUUAAAUUUACAAUAAACAAGAAAUUAUUAAUAAAUUAAAUAUACAAAGAAUAUAAGUUAAAAGGUUGAGACUUAAGAUCAUUGCCCUAUUAGUAAUUGCUAUUUGCAAGUUAAGCAAAAAAUAUAGGCUUGUUCUUUUUAAAAGAAAUUAAGAAAUGCAACAUUUUAGGAAGUUAAAGAUGCCUCAUUUAAAAUUUCUAUAAUUUUUUGGAUAGAGACAGAUUAAACAAUAAUUUUAAAAUUUUACGGAAAACCUAUUUUCUAAAAUUACUAGUUUAUUGACAAGUGAAAAUUAUAAUAAAGGUCUUAUUGAAAUCUUAAAGUAAAAAGAAGAAAUGAUUCUUGAUUUUUAGUAGUAAUAGUUAUGUUAUUUCAUAAAAUUACUUCUAUAGGAUUUAGAAUUGAUAACAAGAAAAAAUGUACUUCCACCUUUUAUUAAUCAUUCUUUAAACUUAAGUCUUUUUCGUGGAAAACAAACUUAAACUAGCUAAUUUGUAUCAAAUAGAACUUAAUUUUACUCUAAAACAGUUGUUUCUCUUAAUUCAGAAUAACAAGGAUUAAUUGCUUCAGAAUAUCUAAUUUUUACAAUAAUAUUACCUAUUAUUUUAGAGAUUGCAAAUAAAUAGGUUUUUACUUAAUCAAAUCGCUAAAUGAAUUUUUCGUUUAGUUUUAUUGCUCUUCCCAUAUUAUUAACUGACUUUUUCACAAAUCAUUUCAAAAAUUUACCAAAAAUUUAAAACCCAAAUGUUAAACCUAUUUAGCUAAUACUAACUGUUCUAGAAGACUAAGAAAUCCCAUUAAAAACUUAACUAAUUACUUCCUCAAUAUUAGAAAGUGAUGAGGAAUUGAUGAUAUCAGGAAAUUUUAAAAAAUAAUUUGUUUAUAGUAUAUUUAACGAAAAACCUAAAUACAAAUUUUAAAUGAAUUAACUCUUUUCAAAAAUAAUCAAAAACAUAGAAACAUAAAUAGAUAUUGAAAAUGCAUAAUUUGAUCUUUGA
This is a messenger RNA of Paramecium tetraurelia, 1581 nucleotides long. RefSeq lists its product as uncharacterized. NCBI's taxonomy places the organism in Eukaryota, Ciliophora, Oligohymenophorea, Peniculida, Parameciidae. The transcript has 2 exons. The record is from RefSeq and is a predicted model, not a curated record.